Ruditapes philippinarum (Manila clam) is the source of this 3996-nucleotide messenger RNA. RefSeq lists its product as uncharacterized. Lineage: Eukaryota; Metazoa; Mollusca; Bivalvia; Venerida; Veneridae. Bases 105 to 1391 code for a protein of 428 amino acids. Gene Ontology annotation, molecular function: calcium ion binding. The transcript is spliced from 10 exons. The record is from RefSeq and is a predicted model, not a curated record.
AGUAGUAAGACAGAAGUUGACAAAAGUUUUCGAAAGUUUUACAGGAGUGUUUUAACGGAAUUUUAAACAAAAUAUAGAGAUCUAUAAGUGAGUUAGUAAGGGCAAUGAAGUUGUUAAGCGUCACGGCCUUACUUUUGGCCAGCUUUAUUGCUUUUAGUGAGUGUAUUUCGUUUAUUGGUAAACGUGAUUAUAAAGACUUUAAAGUGGGACAGGCACCUAGUAUCCACUUGAAUGUGAAAAAGCAUCAUCAUCAUAAUCAUCACCAGAGCAUGUUACGAGGAAAACAUCUUGAUUUGAAUGAGGGUGGAUUCCAUGCUGGACGUAAAUCAAAGUUUGAUGAUAAAUGGAUGUCAUUGCCAAAGAAAUCAGAUUCAUGUACACUGAAAUGUGGUCAUAAGGAAUUCUGCCUACGUGAUAGCAAGACUGGUGAUGAAAAGUGUAUCAGCAAACAUGACUAUAAGGAAAGCCGCCGACUAUUCCGUGACUUUCAUAAAGAGAAACAAAUCCUGAAGCAUGACAAAAAGGACUUCCUAGACAGUAAAUUGAGCCGAGCUGAACACAUGCAAGAUGUAUAUGAACUUAUUGAUGAAUACAACAAGAAACAUGACAAAAAAGUUCAUAUGAAGCCAGUAUCUGCUAAGACAUUAGACGAGACUCCAACUGAGGUUGCCACGGAUACUGCUCAAGAAUGUCGUCCCACGGAGCUAUAUGAGCUGAGAAAGCGAAUGGUUGGUUGGUUUGUUUUGUUGCACACUGAAAGCCGUAGAAGUCGCCAUAAGAUGAAUCACAAGAAACACGGCAAACAUGGCCGAAAAUAUCACAAGAAACACUACGACUUCAUGGAUAAGAAGCACAAAUUUGAUAAACUUGAUUUUAUGGAUAAGAAGAUUAACAUGAAGAAAGCUGAUAUGAAGGAGAUUAAACGAGGCAAGCGUGCUGUAACAGACACUGUUGCCACAGAAUCACACAAAUGUAAAUGUGCCAAGUCAGUGAUGUGGGAGUUCAGGAAACAAGACAAAGAUAGGAACAGGAUACUCAGUGAUAGCGAGCUUGAAGUGAUGGCGGCAAACAGACGCGAGCCUUGUAUGAAGCCACUGUUGAAGUCAUGUGACACUGAUGCUGAUGGAGCCCUCACACAUGGUGAAUGGUGCUGCUGUAUGGCAUAUACAAUUCCACCUUGCCUGGAGAAGAAACGCCUUACAGAUCCUAAGGACUGGGUACCACAAUGUGACAAGGAAGGUUUCUACAAACGUGAACAAUGUCACAAGUUAUCCGGGUAUUGCUGGUGUGUAGAUAUCAACGGAAAUGAAAUUGUUGGAACAAAGAAGUUGGGAGGUGGUCAUUGUGGUCAGUAUGACCCAAAUGGUCGUCUUGAUGUGAAGAAGCAGUAGAGAUGCAGAGAGAGAGGGUGGUUCAAGAGUAACAACAAUAACAACAUCAGUUACAACAAAAACAUCAGCAGUGCUUAAAUAUCCUAAUUUUUCAACAUAACAGUAAAUCAUGAACAUAAGAAAAAAAUAAUUAUUGAGUUAUACUCUAUGCUGAAAUAAUCAUCAAUGUAAAUUAUUUGAUAGAGUCAUUGGGAUAUUAACAAGAACAAGAACAAUAAUUAAAUAUACCAAUAUGUCAUCAUUAUGAUACUGCAACAUUUUAAACAUUUCCUUUUGAAAAAAAAAAAGUUAAAUGCAGAAUCAGAUUUCUUAGCUUUCUUUGUAAAUCAGGACCUGGAAAUUAAAAAAAAGGUUAAGUUAAACAGGUGUAUAGUAUAUUAAACAUGUAUUUGUACCAAAAAAACGUAAAUGUUCUAGUACAAAAUUGUUUUACAGUUUUUCACUUGCUGUUGUUGAAUGCAUAAUUUUAAUGAAGAAGCCAACAAGAACUAAUGCUCAUCAAUUUUAUCAUUAUUAAAAAUUCUCGAGAAGGUUUUUGUAGAAAUUUUUAAAAAUUUAUUCUAUCACAAUUAUUUCAUAUAUUUUACAAAGUCUUUAUAUUUCCUUUUUAUGAUACCUUUUUUAAAAAAAAAGAGAAUUUCAUUGUAUUUUUAUUGAACAAUGUUAAUUAAUUUAGCUUUUUUAUUAUUGUUAAAUAAGUGUAUUUUAACUAGCAUUAUAGAUAAAGUAUUGUUUACCUUGCUUAAGGCAAACAUUAAAGCAGCACUUUAUAUAAUUAACAUUUUGCUCUCAUAUCAAUAUUAUAUUCAUUUUACAAACAUAACAUUGAUAUGCUUUAAAAAUGAGAAGAAUAACGAUACCUUUUUAAGAUACAAGUGAUGAUUUUUAUUAAAUAUAUUCAUAGAUGCAUUUUAUCACAACCUUUUCAUAGAUGCAUUGCAUUGCAAUCAAAUAAAAAAAUUAUAAAAAAAAAAUUUACUAUGAGUACAUUAUGGUAUAAUAUCAAAUUUAUUUACCUUCUUUUUCAGCUAUACUAACUAUAUUUACAGUCUUUGCAUGGUUUUUAUGUUUUAGCAUUAGAAUCAAAUGUUUUCUGUUGGAAUAUCAAGUGAUAUUUGUAUACAUUUUUGUAAUGUUAUGUAAUGUGGCAGGAUUAAUUCCUACAACGAAGUGCUGUAAAUUUGUUAAAAUGUUCAAUGUUUUGUUCCAGAUAUUUGUAGCUGAUUAUGAACAUAGAUUCAUAUCUUAUAAGCUUCUGUUUUUUUGUUAUUAUUUUUCCCAGAGAAAACUUUGCAGUAAACAUGAUAUUUUUUAAUGACUAAUAAUUCAACCUUUUCUAUGAUCAGAAUUUGACAAGUUAACUUUUUAUGAAAAAAGAUAAAUCUAUUGUAGUUUUUUUAAUUCUUGUGUUUAAAAAUAAAGUAUCUGAUCUUCAACAGGGUACAAUUUGUUACUAAUAUUUACAUAAAAAACAAAGUCUGACACUAAAAUAUAAUACUUUAUUAUAUGUUUCUUUUUUAAAGAUUAUUGAAUAAUGUGUGCCUUAUUAAAAUAUCUAGAUGUGCCAAGUUGUUUUUCUGUAAAAUUUCUAUAUGACUAGAGAUAAGUGAGUUUUUGGAAAAAAAGUAAAAUUUAAAAUGUGAUUUUCUUGUGAUAAUUAAAAUAGCUACAUUGUGUUCCUGUACAAUAACGCUGGAGUUUUCCAUUUGCUUUUUCAAAUUUUGCUUUAUGUUAACAGUGUAAAAAUAGUUUCAUGCAAAUAUGUACAAUUAAAACAACAGUACGGUGGUGGUAAUACAUGUAUAUCUCAGUGAAAUAUCAUUUAUGUAAUAAUUAUAUCAAUAUGUGUGCCAUAUUAUCCUGUAAGAUCUGUAGCUAUUCCCAACACUAGCACACCAAAAUGUCGCAGACGAUCUGUAGCUGUUCUUAAAUUUGAGCACCAUUGAAGUGGUAGAAGAAUCUCUAGCUGGCUGUUCUAAUUAUUCGCACACUAGUCGUUUAACAUAUUUAGCUAUUCUUAAUUUUAGUUCAUCAUUUGUCAUAGAAGAUUGUAGCUAUUUUUAAUACUUAAAACUGCCAUAAUGUCGUAAUAGAUCUGUAGUUACUUUGUAUACAAAGUUGUAACAUAACACAUUGUCUUAAAAGAUCUGUAGCUAAUCUGAACAACAUGCCAUAUUGUCAUAACAUAUCUAUAUUUAAUAUCAUCACUUUUUUUUUCUUAAAAGAUCUGUAAUAACAUAAUCAUAUUAGUCAUGGCAUUAAAAUAAAAGAGGAGCAGUUAUUCUGUAUAACAUACUGUAGUUUCUGAGAAAUUUUAGAGAAAUAUUACAAUAUUCAUUAAUUUUUGUAUAUAUUUAAUAAACAGAAAAGCUAAUAAUAAACAGAAUAGCUAAUAAUAUAUUUUUCAACAUAAUGUGUGUGUUUACAAAAUCAAAACUUGUUAGAAUAUAAAAAAGUGUACAAUUAUUCAGGUUUCUUAUUUCUGUGUUAAAAUUAUGGUUGGCCAAUUUAACAUUCCAUUUUUAUGAAGAUAUUUUGUAGAUCUAUUCAGAGUUUUCAAAAUUCAUUUUAUUAUUAAAAAAGAAUAAAAAGAUUGUUCUAUUAA